CAGUAAGCGCGCGUCCGAGAGGGGACGGGAAGCAAACGAGGGGCGGACCGACCCAACCGACGGACGCGCGCGCGGAGCCACCGAAGAACGGCAGGCGGAGGAAAAACCGAACGACCACGAAGCGACGCCGCGAUGGACGGAGGCGGUUUGUGAGUAAAAAAACCCCAAAAAACAACAACAAAAAAACAACCACACCGCGGCACUGCGGUUCUCCCGCAGCCGAGAAGCGAGCUCGAGUCGAGCGGGGGAAAGCCAGCUCCAAUCCGCGGGGGAUUAUCAUCCCUUCGAGGGGAGGCAGCCCCGGACUCGGGGGGGCUGGAGACCGGAGCGCCAAUCCCGGAUGGCUAGGCGCGGCUGCUCUCGCUCUCCCCCGCCCUGACCCGCACCGUGGACGGCGAGAGAGGGACUGGGGCGGGCGGGGGAAGACGAGCUCCAGGGGACGUCGGAGGCCGCCAGUCGGCGUUCCCGCUCUCCGCCUGUUCGGAUCCCCGGCCUGUUUCCGCUCGUAAACAAACACGAGUGGGACAUCUUCAUCCGUCAUCGUCAUCCCCACACUUGUGCCAUGGCUGAAGGUCCACGCGUCAGUGUGGAAUGUAGCAGGACGGUGUAGUGACACACACACACACACACACACACACACACACACACACACACACACACAAGUAAAAACACACACUAGUUGGCAGCCAUGCCAGUCUUCAGUGGCCUCCUCAAGGUGCGGGUGUGCGAGGCGGUGGACCUCAAGCCCACCCCCUGGGCCCUGCGUCACGCCGUGGGCAAGAGCGGCUCCUUCCUGCUGGACCCCUACCUGGCCCUCAACCUGGACCAGACCCGGCUGGGCCAGACGGCCACCCGCACCAAGACCAACAGCCCCGCCUGGCACCAGGAGUUCUGCACCGAGGUCCGCGAGGGACGCAGCCUGGAGCUGUCCGUCUUCCACGACGCGCCCAUCGGCUACGACGACUUCGUGGCCAACUGCACCAUCCAGCUGGAGGACCUGCUGCAGAACGGGACCCGGCACUACGAGGACUGGAUCGACUUGGAGCCGGAGGGGAAGGUGUACGUGGUCAUCGAUUUGUCCGGAUCGUCUACUGAGGCCUCGGGAGCCAACGACAAUGAGGAGCGCGUCUUCCGAGAACGCAUCGGUCCCCGGCGGCGCCAGGGGGCGGUGCGGAGGCGCGUCCAUCAAGUCAACGGACACAAGUUCAUGGCCACCUAUCUGAGACAGCCCACCUACUGCUCACACUGCAGAGACUUCAUAUGGGGCGUCCUGGGGAAGCAAGGCUACCAGUGUCAGGUCUGCACGUGCGUGGUGCACAAGCGCUGCCAUGAGCUCAUCAUCACCAAGUGUGCGGGCAUGAAGAAGCAAGAGGACACGCCAGAGGAGGUGGGCUCGCAGCGCUUCAGCGUGAACAUGCCCCACAAGUUCAGCAUCCACAGCUACAAGGUGCCCACCUUCUGUGACCACUGUGGCUCGCUGCUGUGGGGGCUCUUGAGGCAGGGCCUGCAGUGCAAAGUGUGUAAGAUGAACGUGCACAGGCGCUGCGAAAGCAACGUGGCUCCGAACUGCGGCGUGGACGCCCGAGGCAUCGCCAAGGUCCUGUCCGACCUGGGGGUCACGCCCGACAAAAUCUCCAAUACGGCGCAGCGUCGCAGGAAGUUGACCCCCGGGCAGGACCCUCCUCAGUCUCCUCCUGAGCUGUCGCAGUCGGAGAACAGCUUCAGCCGAGCAGCUGUCCCCACCUCGCCCUCCCAGCAGGACUUGGCAGAGUUGGAUCGCCUGCAGGACGCACUGUCACUGGACCAGCAGGGACCCCAGCACUCCUCUUCCUCCGCCUCCUCCACCAACUCCUCCUCCUCCUCCUCGUCCACCGCCUCCUCCUCGGGGGUCCGGGAGAACGGGCAGAGCCAGAGGAGGACCCUCAAGGACUUCAACCUGAUCAAGGUUCUCGGCAAAGGCAGCUUCGGCAAGGUGAUGCUCGCCGAGCUGAAGGGGACGGAGGAGGUUUAUGCCGUCAAGGUCCUGAAGAAAGACGUGAUCCUGCAGGACGACGACGUGGACUGCACCAUGACCGAGAAGCGGAUCCUGGCUCUGGCCCGCCGACACCCCUACCUCACCCAGCUGUACUGCUGCUUCCAGACCCGAGACCGCUUGUUCUUCGUCAUGGAAUACGUGAACGGAGGAGACCUGAUGUUCCAGAUUCAGCGCUCCCGCAAGUUCGACGAGCCUCGCUCUCGAUUCUACGCCGCCGAGGUCACCUCGGCGCUCAUGUUCCUGCACCGCAAUGGAGUCAUAUACAGGGAUCUGAAGCUGGACAACAUCCUGCUGGACGCCGAGGGUCACUGCAAGCUGGCCGACUUUGGGAUGUGUAAGGAGGGCAUCAUGAACGGGGUGACCACCACCACUUUCUGUGGCACACCCGACUACAUCGCCCCCGAGAUCCUGCAGGAACUGGAGUACGGCGCCUCGGUGGACUGGUGGGCCCUGGGGGUCCUGAUGUACGAGAUGAUGGCCGGGCAGCCCCCCUUCGAGGCCGACAACGAGGACGACCUGUUCGAGUCCAUCCUCCACGACGAUGUCCUCUACCCCGUGUGGCUCAGCAAGGAGGCCGUGUCCAUCCUCAGAGCGUUUAUGACCAAGAACCCGGCCAAGCGUCUGGGCUGCGUGGUGAGCCAAGGCUGCGAGGACGCCAUCAAGACGCACGCCUUCUUCCGAGAGAUCGACUGGCUGCUGCUGGAGCAGAGGAAAGUCCGACCCCCGUUUAAACCCAGAAUUAAGACCAAGCGAGACGUGAAUAACUUCGACCAGGACUUCACCAAGGAGGACCCCGUCCUGACGCCCACUGACGAGACCAUCAUACGGCAGAUCAACCAGGAGGAGUUCAAAGACUUCUCCUAUUGCGCCCCCGAGGAGACGCACACCUGA
Messenger RNA from Nerophis ophidion (straightnose pipefish), 2926 nucleotides. RefSeq names its product protein kinase C, epsilon a (gene prkcea). The coding region runs from base 689 to 2926 and encodes 745 amino acids. The record is from RefSeq and is a predicted model, not a curated record. The transcript has 15 exons. Gene Ontology annotation, molecular function: ATP binding; diacylglycerol-dependent serine/threonine kinase activity. NCBI's taxonomy places the organism in Eukaryota, Metazoa, Chordata, Actinopteri, Syngnathiformes, Syngnathidae. Gene Ontology annotation, biological process: protein phosphorylation.